AUUCUCCCACAGUGCUCCGCGACAGCGGGUAUGGAGGCCGGACGGACAGCUGUUCUGAGGGUGAAGAGGAAACGCAAUGCGGAACCUGCCGAGGCUCUUGUCCUCGCCUGUAAAAGGCUCCGAGGCGGCGGGGUCGAGUCAGCUGCCCAGAGGACGCCCCCUGAGGGGCUGGCGAGCGCAGCGGAGAAUAAUAUCUUCCAGCUGGUGGCCACCGUGCGAACCCAGGAGGAACCAGUCCAGCCUAUCGUGCGGGCCGCCCUGCGCGGGUCCCGGGACUUCCAGCAACGCAUCCGUCAAGGCCUCCGCGCGUCGGCUCGGCAGAUGCGGCAGGAGGGCCGCUACCGAGUGGUCUGCAACAACCGAUCCUCGGGGACUCCUUCGUGUAACCCGAACUCCCAGGAUGUGCCGGAGAACCCAGAAGCCUCUGGGGACGCAGGCUUCCAGCUCUUCGACCUGGUCCACGAGGAAGGAGAACCAGAGGCCGCCGUCGCCGGCUCCUGCAGAACAUCUGAUCCAGAUGUGAUCCUCUGCAAUUCCACAGAGUUGAUACGUGAGCGGUUGGCCCUAUCUGAGGAUGGACCAGGAAUUGGACACCGGGAGGGACAGAAGUUUGAUGACUAUGUAUAUGAUAUUUACUGCUUGGAGAUGGCUACUCCAGGAUGGAUUGAGAAUAUCCUCUCUGUGCAGCCCUACAGCCAGGAGUGGGAGCUGGUGAAUGAUGAUCAACAACCAGAGGAAAUUUAUGAUGAUGAAGAUGAUGAGAACAGUGAGAAUAAUUGGCGCAAUGAGUACCCAGAUGAGGAGCAGAGCAGUGAGAGAGAUGAAGAUUCCAGAGGCUCUGAUGAGUACGACAGCUUCAGUGAGGAGGAAAGUGGCAUCAGCAGAUCAGAGAUAUGGAGGAAAUACCCUUUGGAUGUACAGAAGGAGUUUGGUUAUGACAGCUCCCAUGACCUGGAUUCAGACUGAUGGCCCUGUGAUAUCCAUGAGGUUCCACUAUUGUGACUACAGCAUCAGCUAACCCUGGUGACAUGACAUUCUCUCGAGUUUCUAGCUUAACAUGUGGAAGGGAAAAUAUAUACAACAGCAUCAUUUCACCACAGUGAAGACUUGUGUUAAGUCUUCCUUUGCCUCAAUCCAGAAGUCAGGCUGCAGUCCAGAAAAAAAAAAAAAGAGCCAUAAAAAUGAAACUUCCUUUAGCUUCAAAUGGCCCAGGCAUUUUUCCUGAUGAUAAGAUGUUUUCCCAUUCUCCUCCUAUGCAGAAGCCAAUAUGUGGCAUAGGAGGGGCUUCUGACUGUCAUUGGCAGUAAGAUUUGGUUUUCCAAGGAGCAAAUCUAAAAGGACUACAGUGGAUCCCUCAUAGCACACAUACGAUGGAAAACAACUGUGUUUUACCUUCCUGUUUCCUGAUUCUGAUAAUGGUUGUAAAGACUACUGUCUUUCUUUGGCAGUGGUGCCAAAAAAUACAGUAUGUGUAAACAUAUUCUGUGUUUAGUAAAGACUAACUUUGAACAUGA
Molecule: messenger RNA, 1514 nt
Organism: Choloepus didactylus (southern two-toed sloth)
Lineage: Eukaryota; Metazoa; Chordata; Mammalia; Pilosa; Megalonychidae
Gene: SLC7A6OS
Product: solute carrier family 7 member 6 opposite strand
Exons: 5
Coding region: 31-966 (311 amino acids)
Biological process (GO): developmental process
Source: RefSeq, a predicted model, not a curated record